UUAUUACUUGAAUAAAGUUCAUGAUAGUUUGACAAAUUACUCGUUUUAGUACUUCAACAGAUUUCUCGGUAGCACCAUAGAAUAAUCAAUCAAACUUAAAAAUAGAAAAUGAAUUUAUAACAAAACAAUUAUACUUCGUAAAUCGUAAGUUCGUAUUCUUCUUCUUCUUUCUCUUACAGCUAUAAUUCGAUUUCAUCUCUAAAAACAAUCUCUGGAAAAUCUCCUCCGAGAUAAAUGGUUCCAAUUUUGAAUAAUCUAUAUAUGGAAUAUAGACACCAUCGUCUCCAAAAUCCACCAAACGAGAAUCAGCCUAAAUUAUUUCCUUCUUGAUUUUUCUCCAAAUGCAUCGUAAGGUUUCGAGCAGAGACGUCAAUAGCCAGAGAUUCACAAAACUUAAAAACGUAGAAACCGAUCCAGAUCCUGACAUUUACGAUAUUACAUACGUCGAUGUUUCUCCCUCUGAAGGCUCCUCUUCUCCUUUAUCCAAAUCACCAUGGUCCGUUCAAAUCGACGCCGCCGACGUCGAACCACCACCGCCGCACUCGACGGGGAAAUCAUCGGCGACGUCGCGCCACACCGAGGAAUCCAACAACUACUCUCCCAAUAUCCUCAUGGGAUCUCUCGUCCGUGAAGAAGGCCACAUCUACUCCUUAGCUACAUCAGGGGAUUUACUCUACACCGGAUCCGAUUCCAAAAACAUCAGAGUCUGGAAAAACCACAUCGAAUUCUCCAGCUUCAAAUCCAACAGCGGACUCGUGAAGGCGAUCGUCCUCGCCGGAGACAAAAUCUUCACCGGACAUCAAGACGGGAAGAUCCGAGUCUGGAAAGUCACGGAUUCCGCCGCUUUCCGCCGCGUCGGCACGAUGCCGAAUCUCCGAGAUUACCUCAGGAACUCGAUCGCGCCUUCCUCUUACUUCAAUUUCACGCGGCGGAAUCGAACCAGCACCAGCGCGCAAGGGUUCCGGCACCUGGACGCGAUCUCGUGCCUCGCGUUGAGCGAGGACAAGAAGCUUUUGUACUCUGGAUCUUGGGAUAAAACGUUUAAAGUGUGGAGAGUCACGGAUCUGAGAUGUUUGGAAUCGGUGAACGCUCACGAGGACGCUGUAAACGCCGUCGUUUCGGGUUUCGACGGUUUGGUUUUCACCGGGUCUGCAGACGGGACGGUGAAAGUGUGGAGGAGAGAGGAUCAAGCCAAGGAGACGAAACAUUUCUUCUCCGAGACGCUUUUGAAACAAGACUGCGCCGUUACGGCGAUUGCGGUUGAUCAAAACGCGGCGUUAGUUUACUGCGGGUCAUCUGACGGAACCGUUAACUUUUGGGAACGAGAUAACAGUAUGAAAAACGGCGGCGUUUUGAAAGGGCAUAAACUCGCCGUGCUCUGCCUCGUCGCGGCGGGGAAUCUGCUGUUUAGCGGUUCGGCCGAUCUCGGGAUUCGCGUUUGGAGGAGGCCGGAACGCGGCGGAGCAGGAGGAGGAGGAGUGCACGUGUGUAUCUCGGUUUUGACGGGACACGCAGGUCCGGUUAAGUGUUUGGCGGUGGAGAGAGAUCAAGAAUCGGCUUCCGGUGAGAGACGGUGGAUUGUGUAUAGUGGGAGUUUAGAUAGAUCGGUGAAGAUGUGGCGUGUUUCGGAGAAUUCGCCGCCGAUGGAAUACCGGUCGCCGGAUCCGUCUGGCGGUCCGUCUAGAUUAACGGCGGCUCCAAGUUUCUCGGGUCAAGGGAGAAUUAGCUCCAGAAGAUAG
Messenger RNA from Eutrema salsugineum, 1739 nucleotides. RefSeq names its product protein JINGUBANG. Lineage: Eukaryota; Viridiplantae; Streptophyta; Magnoliopsida; Brassicales; Brassicaceae. Bases 342 to 1739 code for a protein of 465 amino acids. Gene Ontology annotation, molecular function: protein binding. The transcript has a single exon. The record is from RefSeq and is a predicted model, not a curated record.